AUGUUGGCCCCAUUUGUGAUGGGUUGUGCGUACAGGACCCUUAAAAAUUCUAAAAUUAACCCAUCCACGGAAACAGUGAGGGUCUUAUUACUCUCAAAUUAUGUUAAUACCACACUUUCUGAUAAUAUUUCUAAUUUGGGUGUAUGCCUAUUGUCUGCGCUCGUAGAGGUCACAACUUUUGAUAGAGCUUUUGACUCUAACGAUUUCAAUGGCAUUUGA
Molecule: messenger RNA, 219 nt
Organism: Saccharomycopsis crataegensis
Lineage: Eukaryota; Fungi; Ascomycota; Saccharomycetes; Ascoideales; Saccharomycopsidaceae
Exons: 1
Coding region: 1-219 (72 amino acids)
Source: RefSeq, a predicted model, not a curated record